Molecule: messenger RNA, 324 nt
Organism: Coniophora puteana RWD-64-598 SS2
Lineage: Eukaryota; Fungi; Basidiomycota; Agaricomycetes; Boletales; Coniophoraceae
Exons: 2
Coding region: 1-324 (107 amino acids)
Molecular function (GO): protein binding
Source: RefSeq, a predicted model, not a curated record
AUGGCUACUGGAAACCCAAUGUGGAGCAUAACGGAGACGCAGCGUGUCGAGGCUUUUGCAUUCUCUCCAGGAGGAGAUCUGAUAGCCGUCGGCUUUGCCAAAGGCUUGUUGAGGGUGUACGAUGCACAAACCGGUGAGGCGUUGCGAUUCAAACGCGGGGAGAGGUCGUCUGCUGAUGCCGCUGAUAGGAGCCUGUCUCGGCGGGAGAUGGAAGCUGAUAUCGAUGACGAUCCCAUUAUGAACGUGAGCGGAAAGCCUCCUUCUAUCUCUGCUCGAGCUCACAGAUGCGUAGAUGCCUGCAACUUUGAGUGCGGCGGCACGUAG